UGCAGGAGCUGCCGGCGCACCACCGGAGUGACGCCGUGAGCAGUCUGGUUUAUGAAGCAAAUGCUCGGGUCCGAGAUCCGGUUUACGGGUGCGUUGGAGCCAUCUCCUCGCUUCAGAACCAGAUCGAGGCCCUCCAAACCCAAUUGGCCAUUGCACAGGCUGAGAUGGUCCACCUCCGAAUGCGCCACGCCACCUACCUCGGCUCCCGGAGUCCCAUGAUGGUGGAGAUGGCGAGCACCGGCACCAGCUCCUCAUCCAUGUUGUUGCCCAAGCAGCAAUUGAUGAAGACUGACCAACAUGGACCCAAGCCUGUUUUCGCCCUUGACAUGGUCAUGCUCGACCAGACCAGCUUCGGCGAGCCACCAAUAUGGUCUUGCUAGCCUGACUAUCUUAUUUCUUUUCCCCUAUUGCUUCGGCAUCUUGUAGAGUAUCUAAGUCAUAUUUAUCAGCAAAAAUAUGCAAGUAUUUUGUGCAUGGCAGGCCAAUAUUUUGUGUAUACUGUCUUACAUGAAGCCAUAUGUAUAUUCUCGGUAUUGUUCGAUAGGUAC
This is a messenger RNA of Elaeis guineensis (African oil palm), 548 nucleotides long. Lineage: Eukaryota; Viridiplantae; Streptophyta; Magnoliopsida; Arecales; Arecaceae. The record is from RefSeq and is a predicted model, not a curated record.